CAGGUUGCCCAUGUUACUCAGACACACUAAACUACACAUCAUGUAACAGUACGUCAUUCAGAUGUCCGUGCAGAACACGGUAUGAUGUAACAUAUAAAUGUCAACCAUGUCAGUGCAAUCAACAUGGGUCAACCAGCCAAGAAUGUGAUAGUUCUGGCAUGUGUUCAUGUAAACCGGGUGUGGGCGGAGCUAAAUGUGACAGAUGCCUGGAUCAUUCUCAUUGGUGGAAUGGAAAGCAUUGUAGGUCAUGUGACUGCUAUGAAUAUCUUGACAAAUGCAAGAAUAUCAACGGUACAACAAACCAGAUGUGUAUAACCUGUUCAAGCGUACCAAACUUCACGUCAACAUGUGACGCCCUCUGUGGUCCCGGCCUAUACAGGGACAGCAACGGAACAUGCACAAAGUGUGCAGACUGUAAGAAAUCAAGCAGUAAUUCAUCAACGACAAACACACCGGCGGAAUGUCAGAAAUUUACCGAUUGGUGUGUUCAGAGGUGUUCUUACAGCGGAUCUUCACAGUCUCAACACUGCAGAUCAUGUCACAGAGCAAGUUCAGUAUGGAACUGCACUAGAAUAAAAUCGCCUGGUGAACAACCCGCACAGGCCGGCAGUGGGAACAGAGCCUUUAAGAACUACUACAUCUAUGUGGCAGCUGGAGGGGGCGCUCUUCUAUGCACAGCCCUGAUCUCCACCAUCAUCUUUGUCAAGAAGAGGCAGAGCUUACAGAAGCCAGUGAUGCCGCUAUGGACGAUCGAGCUUAAGCAAGAUGAUCAGGUCUCGUUUACGGACUAUAAUGAUGUUGAUGUGAUGUAUUUGGACGAUUCUUAUCUGAUGGAACCCUCUGAAGUCUUUACAACGUCAACAGACAGUAUGGAUGAGAGAAUAGGAUACAAGACACUGAGCUGAGAUCAAGCUCAGACCAUAAACAUUUAAAACUUGCUUUCUUUUAUACAUAUUGAUC
Messenger RNA from Lytechinus variegatus (green sea urchin), 960 nucleotides. RefSeq names its product laminin subunit alpha-5-like. Lineage: Eukaryota; Metazoa; Echinodermata; Echinoidea; Temnopleuroida; Toxopneustidae. Bases 159 to 905 code for a protein of 248 amino acids. The record is from RefSeq and is a predicted model, not a curated record. The transcript is spliced from 4 exons.